Molecule: messenger RNA, 984 nt
Organism: Colletotrichum spaethianum
Lineage: Eukaryota; Fungi; Ascomycota; Sordariomycetes; Glomerellales; Glomerellaceae
Product: nucleoporin POM33
Exons: 4
Coding region: 1-984 (327 amino acids)
Biological process (GO): endoplasmic reticulum tubular network organization; membrane organization
Cellular component (GO): membrane; endoplasmic reticulum
Source: RefSeq, a predicted model, not a curated record
AUGGCUCCCCCUCCGCCCGCCAAUAUCCCUCUGACCCAGAGGCUCCUGCUUCUCGCCCAGACCCUGCAAUACAGCCUGCUCCUGAAAUCCGGUCGACUCUAUGCCGUCUCCCUGUUACCCGACGGGUCGAGGUGCACAGGAGUGGAGAAGCCCGACGGCCUUACCUCUGGCGACAUAAACACACUCCUGACUGGACGGCGGCUAACACAUUUGUCCCUGAUCUUUGCCGUCAUCCGAUAUGGCCUUUCCUACGUUUCCUUCAACUACUACAGCCGAGUUGCCCGCUUCAGCUACCGGCUCACCUUCCUCUCUGCUGCCCUGACUUACGGCAUCGUCGUCUACAAGACUCUCAGGGCCCGCAGCAAGGCCGGAGCCAAGGCUCCCACGAGCCCCCUGGCUCUGGUUGCCGAUGAGAACGUUCAGUACCUCGGAAUGUCCCUCGUCUGGCUUCUGUCUCCUCAGUACCCCCUGGCGAUGCUCCCUUACGCCAUCUACUCAAUUUUCCACGUUGCGACCUACACGCGCGCCAACGUGAUUCCCACAAUCACUCCUCCCAAGCCUAUCACGCCUGCGUCUGGUGCUUCUCCUAGCGCCAAGCCCCAGUAUGCACACAACCCGAUCGCCGACAAGAUUGGCGCUUUCGUCAAGGAGUACUACGAUGCCUCCAUGUCUGUGGUGUCUUCGCUUGAGAUCCUGCUUUGGGUCCGCCUCCUUCUUUCUGCCAUUACCUUCCAGCGCCGCUCCUGGAUCCUGAUUGCCAUUUACACCGCUUUCCUUCGUGCGCGCUUCGCGCAGAGCACCCACGUCCAGAACUCGCUUGCUCUCUUUGAGUCUCGCGUUGACUCCGCUGUCGGCAACCAGGGAACCCCGCCCGCUGCUCGCCAGGCUUGGGAGACUGUCAAGGGAGGCGCGCGCCAGUUUUACGCCUACACUGACCCCAACCGGUACCUCAGCGGUGCUUCUGUCCCCAAGAAGACCUCUUAA